AUGGGCCUGAAGCUCAACAUUCUUCUGCUGGCGAUUGCGGCCUGUAUCCCGCACAUCUACUCCCGCCUGUCUCUGCUCUAUACCUUGGAAACCAAUAACCAUCCUGCCAAGCUUUCCACCGCUCGAGGUUGGAUGACCGAGAAAGGUAGUUACGAGAUUAGGUAUGCCGACAAACUGAGAAAUUGUGAAGAUUUGGUUGUCGACGAGAAAGUGGGUUAUGUGGUGUUUGGCUGCGAUGAAGGUCGAGAUGUCUGGAAUACUGUCAUGGUGAGUUUCAAGCUGUCAGACUUCGCUUCGUUCUUGUGUUCAUAUGAUUCAUCUAGNGGUGUCUUUGGUAAAACCGCGCCCAAGAAUGGCCAACUCUUCCUCUACGACUACUCCCGCCCUCAACCAAGUCUGGAAACCAUCCGCCUGCUCAACACUCCCAAGGACUACUCUUUCCACCCUCUAGGUCUCUCCCUGGACCUAUCCACCAACACUCUUCUCGCAGUCAAUCACGGCACUUCUGGCAGUACAGUCGAUCAGUUCCAUUUCUCACGCCUCGGUAACUCUGCAACCUUUAUCAAAAGCAUUUCCUCGCCAUAUCUGCGUGCUCCGAAUGCUGUGGUUCAAAUCUCAGCCACAGAAGUCUUGGUCACCAACGAUCACUUCUUCACUCCCAAAGGCUCGAAAGUAUUGAACAUGGUAGAGACAUAUUCUUGUCUCCCUCUUGGUGGCGUCACUCACCUUGAUCUCUCCACCGGAGCCGCACAACAGAUUGCUAGAAUUGCCUUUGCUAAUGGAAUCGCCAUGGUGAACGACUCCACGAUCGCUGUAGCUUCUAGCUCGUCAGCAAAAGUCUUCUUAUAUGAGAUGGACAAGUACACUUCUCCACCCACACUCAGCUACAAAGAGGCUAUUGCUAUGCCUUUCUGGCCCGAUAACUUGCACAUGUCUGGUGGCAAGCUGUUUGUCGCUGGCCAUGCUCAGCUCGGGGCCUUGACCAAGCUUUCGGAGAGUAAACAACAUUGCGGUGCUGAUACCACUUCUGCUGGNUGCGAUGCCGUCGCACCCAGCUAUGUAGCUCAGUGGACUAGGGAGAACGGUGUCGAGGAUGUAUAUGUGGGAACAGAGAUCUAUGCUUCAAGUGGUGUCACAAUAGAUGAGAAGAGAGGUGUGGGUGUUAUUUCUGGGUUAUAUGGCAAAGGACUUUUGAUUUGGAAUAAGGAGAAGAAGUAG
Aureobasidium vineae is the source of this 1218-nucleotide messenger RNA. The record is from the annotation of a GenBank genome assembly. NCBI's taxonomy places the organism in Eukaryota, Fungi, Ascomycota, Dothideomycetes, Dothideales, Saccotheciaceae.